Messenger RNA from Pimephales promelas (fathead minnow), 6324 nucleotides. It is a transcript of the gene znfx1, whose product is annotated as zinc finger, NFX1-type containing 1. Gene Ontology annotation, biological process: regulatory ncRNA-mediated heterochromatin formation. Lineage: Eukaryota; Metazoa; Chordata; Actinopteri; Cypriniformes; Leuciscidae. Gene Ontology annotation, cellular component: nucleus; nuclear RNA-directed RNA polymerase complex. Gene Ontology annotation, molecular function: helicase activity; zinc ion binding. The record is from RefSeq and is a predicted model, not a curated record.
ACGUUAGCCACUGAGGUAUAGCCCACCAUGACAAGUGACAACUGACCCCGGUCGCCCCUUUAGUCCCAGUCUGUAUCUCACCACGGUAACGGAUUUGUGUUUUUCGUUCAUCACUUUCGGUUUAUGACUCAAUGAAACCGGCUGACCUGAUCCGCCCAUAACAGCGAGAAACGAAACUAGACCAACAUAAAAGACACUGACAGAUGGAAGAAGCACUGAGACUGAAAACAUCGAACCAGAGAUAUUAACAGCUGUAUAAUGUCCAAUCCAAGAGGAGGAGGUCAACAAAGAGGAAGAGGAGGCUUCAGUGGCCCUCAAAGAAGAGAUGGUUCUGUGCCUGGUCGAAGACAAGCAAGUAGGUCUCCCAAUCGAACCAGAGGAAGAGGAGGUGGCCAAGGCGAGGGAGGAGGAAGAGGUCAAGGUGACAGGAGUCAAAGAUAUCCGGAUGAAAAAGCACAAGGCUCAAGAGGAGGUAGAGGAGGAGAUGGAAGAGGUCGAGGACUGUGGAGAGGAGAAAACGCACCACAUCUCCACCGCCCUGUGAUAAGGGGACGCCCAACAAAUGGUCCCCCAUCCUUACGAGCAUUUGGGAGACCUGUUUCUGGGUUCAAUCCAACUCUUCUAAAUCAUCCUUUUCAGGCUCGUGUGAACCACACUGAACACACACACCACCAACGAGCCAGUAGAAGCAUGACGGACUUAAGUGCCAGUCCACAAGGUGAAGAACCUCAAAGAGGACGAGAAGAAGCUAUGAGAGGUAGAGGGGGUUUCGGGAGAGGAAGAGGACGAUGGAGAGACGGCACACCUGAGGUACGCAAACUGGGGUAUAGAACGCUCGAAGGUCUACUGGAGAAAGAAGCGUCCGAGGUGGCCAUCACCCUUUCAUCUAGCAGUGGGCUUAAGAAUCUGCUUGAGGAGAAUCCAAUGAGAAGCGACUUGGUGCAAUUGAUCUGUCAGGUUCUCUGCAAGGCCUUUCAGUCUCGAAUCGACCGCAAGAACGUCAUGCAUUUGGCCCACGUCUUCAAGGACUCGACGUUUUUCCGUAACCUCUUGCCCUAUCAUGUGACGGGAAUGAUGUCAGAUUACAAGCAAGACCGAAGGGAUCAGUAUCCCCAACAUGUGAGCAACAUCAUCAGCCUUCUCUCUCAUGUUCUCAACAUGUUUCCACACAGCUCUGUCCAGUCUGUGUCAAUGUUGGUUGCUCUUUUGAAACCAACCAUCAACCAGUUGCGUGCCUCUGGUGUGGAUAUUCUCGACAGUACCGAUGGGGACUUGGAGAAGGUGCAGGAUAUGGUGGACCAUCUCCAAGAGAAGUCAAGGGAAGGCACCUUGCGGACCGACAACUACUCUUUCCUGGCAGCUGAUGAAGAUGCUCCACCUGGGGAGGAAGACUUCAGGACGAUGAGCAUCUAUCCAACCUUUGAUGAGUUCCACCUAGACCAGAGGCCUUUCCUGAGACCCAACAUAAUGUCUCAAAGCUUCCCUAACGCUCGCAUCUAUCUGGACACACACUUCCGACUUCUGCGUGAAGAUUUCGUGAGGCCACUGCGAGAGGGCGUCAAGCAGAUCCUGCGCGAUAAUACUGAUGGGGUACCAAUAAACAAGAGGCGUUUUGAUGACAUCAGAGUCUACACUGACACCCGAUUGCUGUUACCACUCUGCACAUCCACGGGAAUCGCCUACAAAGUGCAGUUUGACCCACAGCCUCUUAAGUUUGUCCGGUGGGAAAAUUCCAAACGUCUUAUUUACGGAUCCCUUGUGUGUCUCUCCAUGGACAACUUCGAGACCUUCCUGUUUGCAACCGUGGCCGAUCGGGACCCAAAGUUUCUAAAGCAUGGGCUGGUGAAUCUGUCUUUUUCUUCUGAAAGCAGGGAAAGAAUGGCCAUGGUUCAGCCCUCAGACACCUUCCUGAUGGUCGAGACCACAGCUUACUUUGAGGCCUACCGAUACGUCCUAGAAGGUCUCCAAGAGGAAGACGAAAAUGAUGUUCCCUUUCAAAGGUACAUAGUGGAGUGCAACACUGAGGUAGAUCCUCCGGCUUACCUUCGGGUGGAGGGAAGGUCAUACGACCUGUCGUGCAUUACGGCAGAAGGACAGGAGAAGAUCCCACCCUUCAACCCCCUGACCCAACACGCCUGGCCUGAUGAGGAAACAAUGGGUCUCGAUGAAAGCCAACUUCAAGCACUAAAACUGGCUUUAACCAAUGAGCUGGCCAUCAUACAGGGACCACCAGGCACAGGGAAGACACAUGUUGGACUAAAGAUCGCUCAGGCUUUGCUAGAGAAUAAUAAGGCCUGGUCUCAGGAUUGUCCUAUGCUGGUGGUCUGCUAUACCAAUCAUGCUCUUGACCAGUUUCUCGAAGGUAUCCAUGGCUUCUUAAAGAAGGGCAUUGUAAGAGUUGGAGGACGAAGUAACAGUGAAACUCUGAAGAGUUUCGGUCUAAGGGAGCUGACCAGGGCUGCGAACUUCCGGAAAGGUUUGCCACAUCAUCUGAGGAAAGCCCAUCAUAGGAUCUACACAGAGAUGGAGCAGGCGGAGGAGCUCUUAAAGAGACAGACCGCACAGCUCGAGUGCAGUUUGCGUGGCGUUCUCAGAGAAGACUUUCUGGAAAGAUACAUCUCUUCUGAGCACUGGGACAGUCUGUGUCUACAGCCAGUGUAUGACGACUUUGAAAGAGUGGGGAAGAAGAAGAAGCAUUCAAUGAUAGCAGAGUGGCUCGGCAUCGGGUCCAAUAUUUCUCUGCAGGGGCCACAAUUAACAUUUGGAGCAGAUGAAAACGAGGCACAACUAGAGGACGAGGAACUGAUAGAUAUAGAAGAAGAGGCAGAACUGAUCCAGGCCGAGAGGAUAUUGUUGGAUUCAGAUCAUCGGGAUAAAGACCGGCAGAAACUGAAACGGGAUGAGAAAACCAUCGCUGACAUGGCUGAGGAGAUGUUGUCUUUGAACCUGAAUGAUACUGAACCUCAACCAGACCAGAGUCGCAAUCAGAGCCAGGCUCAGGCUGAGGAAUGGCAGGUGCAAGGCCACCAGAAGAAAAAAAUGAAGCAAAUGGUUCGAAAAGAGCUGAGGAAGACUUCCGCCCUGAGUGAGGCACAAGAAAGGCAUAUCAGAGAUGUGUGGAGCCUGAGUCAGAUAGACAAAUGGAAACUGUAUCGUCUUUGGCUUUUGCGCUAUCGGACGGAUCUUCGCAAUCAAAGCCUGGCCGCUGAGCAGCUCUAUCAGGAUGCAGCGGAGCGGCUAAAUGAGAUCCGCCGUCGUGAGGAUCUGUGUGUGUUGAAGCAGGCGCUGGUCGUCGGUAUGACCACAACAGGAGCUGCUAAGUACAGACAGGCACUUCAGGAGCUGCGGCCCAGACUGGUGAUCGUGGAGGAGGCGGCGGAGGUGUUGGAGGCGCACACCAUCACCACCCUCAGCAAAGCCUGCCAGCACCUCAUACUGAUCGGAGAUCACCAGCAGCUGAGGCCUAGCGCAACAGUGUACGAUCUUGCCAAGAAUUUCAAUCUGGAAGUGUCGAUGUUUGAGAGGCUUGUCAAAGUGAACUUCCCGUUUGUGCGCCUCAACUACCAGCAUCGCAUGAGGCCAAGCAUCGCUCGACUCUUGACUCCUCAUAUCUAUGAAACUCUGGAAAACCACCCCUCUGUGCUGGAGUAUGACAAUGUCAAGGGGCUUCUGACAAAUCUCUUUUUUGUGGAUCAUUCUCAAAGUGAGGAAGAGAUUAAGGAUGGACGGAGCCACCAGAAUCCUCACGAAGCACAUUUUGUUGUUGAGCUUUGCCGGUACUUGCUUAACCAGGACUACAAGCCCUCCCAGAUUACCAUUCUCACAACCUACACCGGACAACUUCACUGUCUGCGUAAGCUCAUGCCCUCUCCACUUUUCACUGGCGUCAAAGUCCAUGUCGUUGACAAAUACCAAGGGGAGGAGAAUGAUAUCAUCAUAUUGUCUCUGGUGCGCAGCAACAGUCAGGGGAGGGUCGGCUUCCUGAACAUAUCAAACCGAGUCUGUGUUGCUCUCUCUCGUGCUAAGAUGGGUCUUUAUUGUAUUGGGAAUAUGGACAUGCUUAGCUCGGUUAAACUGUGGAGCAACAUCCUUCACACUCUGAGAGAGGCGGAUCAAAUUGGUCCUGCUUUGACGUUGAGCUGUCAGAACCAUCCGGAUAAACGGAUCCAGGCGUCCUGCGGGAAUGACUUCAAAGGUGCUCCUGAGGGUGGUUGCGAUCAGCCCUGCGAGUACCGCCUGGAGUGUGGCCACGUGUGCACCCGUAUGUGCCACCCAUACGAUGCUGAGCACAAGAAAUACAAGUGCAUGAAAGAUUGUCCAAAGGUGAAGUGUGAACUGGGCCACAAAUGCAUGAAGCGCUGUUACCAAGAGUGCGGUGAAUGCCGGGUACUCGUAAACAAGAUAAUACCGUCAUGCCAGCACAAUCAGGAGGUGCCCUGCCACCAAGACCCUGCCACAUUUGAGUGCCAAGAGGACUGCCAGAAGACCCUACCAUGCGGCCAUCCAUGCAAGGCGACCUGUGGCGUUUCCUGCACCUCACAGUGCAUGACAAGAGUUCAGAUGGAGCUAAGAUGUGGACACGUCCAAAAAGAACCAUGCUAUAUUUCCAGGGACCACAAAAAUGAGCCAAACUGCAGACAGAAAUGUGGCACCACCUUGAAAUGUGGCCACACUUGCCCAGGAUCUUGCCAUGCAUGCUAUCAAGGUCGCCUGCAUAGAGGAUGCACCCACAAAUGCCAAGCAACCCUCGUGUGUUCUCAUCCCUGUCGGGAACCCUGUGUCAGAGAUUGUCCACCAUGUUCCUCACUUUGCGAGAACCGUUGCCUCCACAGCAUCUGUAAGAAGACUUGUGGACAGCCUUGCGCCCGCUGCAUCGAACCCUGUGAAUGGCAGUGCCCUCAUUACACCUGCACCAAGCUUUGUCACGAACCGUGUGAUCGCCCACCUUGUUCAGUUCCCUGUAACAAAGAAUUACCCUGCGGACAUCGUUGCAUAGGCCUAUGCGGAGACCCUUGUCCCAAAAAGUGUCGCGUUUGCAACAAGGAUGAGGUCACGGAGAUCUUCUUCGGCAAUGAAGACGAACCGGAUGCUUGUUUUAUUCAGCUAGAAGAUUGCAGGCACUUGUUUGAGGCUAAAGGAAUGGAUCAAUACAUGAGUCUCGACGAAGACCAAGCUUCUGGAUUGGAUCAAAGGGCAAUUAAACUCAAGGAGUGCCCAAGGUGUCGCACUCCCAUCCGUAGAAACCUUCGGUAUGGCACUCACAUCAACCGCAGCCUGGCAGCCAUCGAGAUGGUCAAGGAGAAGAUCAAUGGUUUGCCUGAUGUUAUCAAGCAAAAGCAGGAAGUCCUACGUUUGCAACUGGUUGAGCAAAUCAACUUGAAGAAUCAUCUUCCCAAAGAGUUCGACUCCAUUCGUGAGAAGCUCAACACAAAUGACCUUUCAUUACAACAACUUUGGCAUCUCGAGAAUUUGAUGAGCUUCCUCGAGAGCAUUGGGAAACUGAAAGAAAUGCAGAAAGAACGUAUGACACCACAAGACAAUUUUAAGUUCUCCCGCAAACUCGAAGAAGUUUUGAAAUUCCUCUUGGAUCGAAAUCAGAGGUUUUUUGACCAGCAGGUUGAAGAUCUCGAACGUGAAUUGAAGAGACUUUCCUACCUGGCUGAGCUCAACGUGCGCUGCAAGAAAUCUGAAUUUAAACUUUUUGACGACGUUCUUGCCAGCGAAGUCCAACUGUUAAGAGAGAUCCUGGAGGACACCUUGCCUUUCUCUGAGGGUCUAGAACGUACAGUCAAGAAAAAGUUCACAGAGCUGGAUGCUAAGCUUCCGGUCAGUGGCCUGGGGAUCACUGACGAUGAGAGGGUGAUGAUACUCAAAGCCAUCGGUUUGAAUAAAGGGCAUUGGUACAAAUGUCCCAACGGACACGUGUAUGCAAUUGGUGAGUGUGGGGGUGCUAUGGAACAAAGCAAAUGUCCAGAAUGCAACGCUGAUAUUGGAGGUACUAAUCACACACUCCUUCAGGGAAAUGAUGUGGCGUCUGAGAUGGAUGGUGCACAACAUGCUGCCUGGUCAGAUGCUGCCAACAUGGGAAACUAUAACCUGAUGGACUUUGAAGAUUGAAAUUCUUAAACCACUUUCACAAAGAGAUUCUGGGAAAUAUACUGAUCGUUUGAUUUUAUUGUGGUUCAUUCAUACUGGCAGUGAUUUUUUUUGGAAUCUGGAAUUUGGAAUGUGGCAUGUUUGCAGAAAUUUUUCCGCCCUUUUUCCUUGACGAACACAAACUUUCAUCUUUGUUGAUGUGAGAGUUGCACGAUAACUACGUCAUUG